Messenger RNA from Striga asiatica, 4468 nucleotides. The record is from the annotation of a GenBank genome assembly. NCBI's taxonomy places the organism in Eukaryota, Viridiplantae, Streptophyta, Magnoliopsida, Lamiales, Orobanchaceae.
AUGCCAAACCAACUGAGAAAUCCUAAAAGAGAGAGAGAAACAAAAGNAAAAAAAAAAAAAAAGAUGACAAGUGUUAUUGAGCCUGCCAAGAACCGUAGAAUGAUUCGCCGAGAUCGUCACUUGAUGUCAUCAAAUGACGAUGCACUCAGAAAGCAAAUUCUGAUAAGUCAUUCUCCGGAUAAUGUCUCUGUUGAUGUCGACUCAAUUCUUGUCAUAGUAAAGGAUAUUCAGGAACUUGUUUCCCCUGGCAUUGAUGGCAUUCUAAAUGGAUCGGGAAAGCAUACAAGCAGAGCAGAGGUUAAUGCAGCCUUGAUAGAGUUUGACGGUAUUCAGGACAAAUUGGCUUUUGUAAUAAACAAGAUUUCGUGUGAGCUAUCAUGCAAUUUCUCACAAGGAGACGGGCACUCGUUCACGAUGGAAAUACUCAACAUGCUAUCAACUUACACAUGGGGCGCCAAGUCAGCAGUCGCCUUGGCCUCGUUCUCCGCAAACUACGCUCAGUUCUGGCUGCUCGCCACACUCUUCACAACCGACCAGCUCGCAAAAUCGGUCUGCAUUCUCAGACGAGUACAUGACGUGAUAGAGUUAUCCGACGUGAUGAGAUCAAGAUUCCAGACGGUCAAUGAUAUAGUCAAAGUUUCGGUGGACUUAAUGAGGUGUUUUGCCGAGUUUGAAAGGCUGCCGUCUAAGUACAUAACUAACGAGGCCGAGCCUCUGAGUGUGGCAAUGGAGAAUGUCCCGACUGGCGUUUAUUGGGUUGUGAGAAGUUUGGUAGCGUGUGCUUCUCAAGUUACCACAACUCUUGGAUUGAGCAAUAAAGUGAUGUCUUUAACUGCCGAGACAUGGGAGCUUUCGAGCAUGGUACAUAAGUUGUCUAGCAUUCUCGAACACCUCAAGACACAACUUGUUCUCUGUCAUCAAUAUGUAGAUGAGAAGAAAAAUGCGGAAUAUUUUCAAACACUCGUGCGCUUGUUCAACACAACACCACACGUGGACAACCAGAGAAUACUGAAACACUUGAUCUAUCUAAAAGAUGAUCUACUCCCACUUGAAAUCGGCACCAACAAAAACUUAAAGGUUGGAGUUGAGGCUCUAAUAGGAAAAACAGUCUUGCUGCUCAUAUCAGACCUAGAAAAUAUCUCCCCUUAUGAGCUUCUCAUACUUAGCCACAUUUACAAAGAAUCACGAAGCAGAGCACAGUUUCAAUACGAAAUCGUUUGGCUUCCGAUCACGACAUCGACAUGGGACGAAGAUCAUCAUCAACAGAAGUUUGAGCAGUUACAAUUGAUGAUGCCAUGGUACACGUUGAACCACCCGAGCUUUCUACAACGGGCUGUUAUACGGUACAUCAACGAAAUUUGGCACUACAGUAAGACACCAAUGCUGGUAACUUUAGACCCACAAGGCAAGGUGAGCAGCCCGAAUGCUUUACACAUGGUGAGGAUAUGGGGCAACUUAGCGUAUCCUUUCUCCACACAAAAAGAAUCGGCCUUGUGGAGAAAUGAGACGUGGAGACUCGAGUUGAUUGUAAACGGCAUCGAUAAAUCCAUACUGACUUGGGUGAUUUGUUUGUUCGGAGGGGAAAAUGAGGAGUGGGUUCGUGAAUUCGUAGGCGCAGCACGAAGCACGUGUGGCGAAACAGGGGUGGAGAUGGUGUACAUAGGCAAUAACCCGGGCAGGAGAAAAACAAACGAGAUGGUGGGCUCGAACGGGCUCAGUCACAGCUGGACGGACCCAACGUCCGUGUGGUACUUCUGGACGCGAGUCGAGAGCAUGAUGCGGUCAAAGAUUCGGCACGGCGCGAAAAUCGAGACCGAUCGGAUUCUGAGAGAGGCGUUGACUUUGCUGUCGUUUGCAGGCAACGAUGGUCAAGGAUGGGCGAUUUUCAGCCGGGGGUCGGGAGAGAUGGCUCGGGGGAAAGGGGACGUGAUGGUCAAGGCGUUGACCGAUUUCGGGAGUUGGGCAGAGGAGGCUAAGGCCAAGGGAUUUGUUCGGGGGCUCAAGGAGUAUUUGGACGGCCACCAAACGCCCGAGGAGCAUUGUAAUCGGCUGAUUCUGCCCGGAGUCGAGGAUUUGCCGGAGACGGUGGUGUGCUCCGAGUGCCACCGGCAGAUGGAGAAGUACUUUAUGUAUAGAUGGUUCAAUAGACCUGCUGCAGACAAUAAUAUAAUUUUGCCUCCGUCCCCACCAAAGCUGCCGGUGCUCGGGAACCUUCACCAGCUGGGUUCACUGCCCCAUCGAAAUCUGCAUUUGUUGGCCCAAAAAUACGGCCCAAUUAUGCUUCUCCAGUGUGGCCGCGUCCCUGCUCUAGUGGUCUCGUCGGCUGAUGUGGCCCGUGAGAUUAUGAAAACUCAUGACGUGGCAUUUGCAGACCGGCCCGAGUACAAGGCUUUCACCAAACUUCUCUAUAACGCGAAAGAUGUAUCCUUCUCCCCUUACGGAGAAUACUGGCGAAAGAUGAAGAGCAUCUUUGUUCACCAAUUGCUGAGCAACAAAAGGGUUCGAUCCUUGCGUGCAAUCAGGGAACAAGAAACAGCUCUGUUCAUCAAAAGGAUACAGAGUCAACCUCCGAGCCACCCGGUCAACCUAACCGAGAUGUUCUCCGAGUUUGCGUACAACGGGAUUUACAAAUCUACUUUUGGCGGGAAACAGGGCUGGUCGGAAAACGGCCGAGUUUUUUCGGCGCUGAUGACUGAAUUUAUGGACGUGUUGGGGACUAUCAGCAUAGGAGAUUUCGUCCCGUGGCUUUCUUGGGUGACGCGCCUAAAUGGUUUCGACAAGAGAGUGGACCGAGUCUUCAAGAGGCUUGAUGGUUUCUUGGAGGACGUUAUCGAGGAACACUUGAAGGGGGACAAUGGUCGCGAUCCUUCGGACGAAAAUGGAGAAAGCUUUGAUGUGUUUUCGGCUGGGACAGAUACCAUUUCGGCAGUCCUUGAAUGGAUAAUGGUCGAGCUACUUGGACACCCUAAGGUCAUGGAAAGAUUGGCGACCCAAGUGCGACAAACCAUAAAAGACAAACACGACAUAAUAACGGACGAGGACUUGAGGGAAAUGCAUUACUUAAAAGCGGUGAUCAAGGAAAGCCUUCGCUACCACCCGCCAAAGCCGUUGCUAGUCCCUAGAGUUGCACGGGUAGAUGUGAAGGUCAAAGGGUACAAAGUCAAAGCAGGAACAAUCGUGAUGACCAACGUGUGGGCCAUAGGCAUGGACCCGACAUGUUGGGUCAAGCCCGAGAAGUUUGAGCCGGAGAGGUUUUUGGGGUCGAAUAUUGACUUGAGGGGGCUGGAUUUCGAGCUGAUACCGUUUGGGGCCGGGAGGAGGGGUUGUCCCGGGAUUACCUUCUCAAUGGCUGCUAUCGAGUUGGUGAUGGCCAACAUUGUCCACAAGUUUGAUUGGGAGUUGGGCGGUGGGGAAGAUAUGGACACCAGCGAGCGGUUUGGAGGUACGGUUCGGAGGGCCAAACCAUUGUUGGCAAUUGCAACUCCACUUAUUAUUACUAAAUAAAUCUUCAAGAAUUAAUUAACUAAUGAAAAAAAUUAUAGAAUAAAAUGAAGAGGCAGCAUUUUCAUAACUAAAGAAACCAAUGGCGGAUCCAGGAUUCCCCCAUAAUGGGGGCACCAAUGGCCGAAGUCUCCGCCACCAAUGCCGGCUCUUUUCGGCUGAAGUUUCAGCCUAAAUAAAUUUACAAAACAUGGCAAAAUUUAAUUGGGGGCCUGUGACCCCAUUAAACAUGGCUGGAUUCGUCACUGAAAGAAACGGGUAUUAGUCUCAAGUUAACUUUUGGUUGUCAAAUUCAACCUUUGGUGCUCUUUUUUUUUCCCGGCAUGUCUUGAGCUGGUCAACCGAAUAGGAACCGAAUCGUAGGUUCUCGGUUUGGUUAUUUCGGUUUUCCUGUUCUCAAGCCACUAAUUAAAAAUGGACUGGGUUCAACUAUUUCGACAAUAAGAAAAGAGAAGAAAUUAUUAUCUAUCCAUAAAUCAACUUAAUAAUCCCCUCAAAAAAAGUCCCAGCUAAUUCUCCAACUCCAUGAGGCCCAACCCUAACUUAUUGGGCUUUCUAGAUGACUUUAUUUAGGCAAGGAUUCUCGUAACCAACUAGGUCAGAGAGGAGAAUAGCUUGAUCCAACUUUAGGAGGGCAGAUUUUUCAAUAGUUGUAGCAUCGUAAGAAGUUUCAAUCUCCCCACAGUUACGAAGUUUGGAAAGUAUAUUAAUCACAAGGAUGAACGUGUAAUUUGGUUCAGACCAUCAUUAUGUUAAUAACAGAAUUUAAUAUAUGUGGAUGUCAUAAUUCUUGUGCCUACAGACAUUUUAUACCCUAUAAUUAUGUUAUAUUUUGUUUUCCAAGUCAAGUUACAAAGGGAACAGCAUACUAGCUUUGAAGACUUGAGUGACUAGCAAUUCUUCGCAAAUAAAAAAAAAAUAAACAGAAAAAACAAAUAUUUUCCUAAGUCAAGUUAUUACAAAAAUC